AUGUCUUCCGAAUCCUCCAACAAGUACUACAAAGUCGGGGUUCUUCUGUUUCCAGAUGGAGACAUCCUCGACUUUGCAGGCCCCAUCGAAGUCCUAUCCCAUGUCUCGCAUAACAGAAAUCCAGAUAGCCCCGACAGAAUGUUCGAAAUUAAAACCAUCGCUUGCAGCCCCGCAAUCCGUGCCGCCAAUUCGCUUACAGUCCACGCAGACCUGCUUUUGUCGGACGCACUCGAUCAGAUUUCAGACUUUCAUAUCCUAGUCAUCCCAGGUGGCGCCCCGUCAUUUUUGAAACCAUUAAUCGAAAACAAUACACCGGAGCUUGAUUUGAUUCGCAAAUUUGCAGCCCUACCUGCAGAUGUGUCGUCAGAGCCCAGGGUUUUGCUGUCGGUUUGCACCGGCGCCUUUCUACUCGGGGCCGCGGGUGUACUCGGUGGAAUGACUGUGACGACCCACCACAGCUCCCUUGAUAGACUUCAGGAGAUCUGUGCUCAUUCCAACACUCCGGGUGAACCUGCUACAACUGUACUGUACAAGCGAUAUCUUGAUGGGGGUCUGAUGAAGGGUGGCGGUGUUCGACUCCUCACGGCAGGUGGGGUAAGCUCAGGCCUAGACGCCACAUACUACCUUGUUAGUCAAUUGACAACAUAUGACAUGGCGGUAUUCGUCACUCGAGUUAUGGAGUAUGAUUGGCGUGAGCUCAAAGAGUGA
Messenger RNA from Penicillium vulpinum, 708 nucleotides. RefSeq names its product isonitrile hydratase-like protein xanA (gene xanA). The record is from RefSeq and is a predicted model, not a curated record. The transcript has a single exon. NCBI's taxonomy places the organism in Eukaryota, Fungi, Ascomycota, Eurotiomycetes, Eurotiales, Aspergillaceae. Bases 1 to 708 code for a protein of 235 amino acids.